Molecule: messenger RNA, 1002 nt
Organism: Emiliania huxleyi CCMP1516
Lineage: Eukaryota; Haptophyta; Isochrysidales; Noelaerhabdaceae
Exons: 4
Coding region: 1-1002 (333 amino acids)
Source: RefSeq, a predicted model, not a curated record
AUGUACAAUAUUGCCUGGGGGACUGGUGCGGCGGCCCCGUCGAGCCGUACCGCUGGCAGCUCGAGCGCGCACGCGAGCCUGGCGCCGGGCAGCGUGGACCACGAGGACGAGGCGAUGCCGAGCGAGCAAGCGGGCGCGGCGUCCGCGCAUGUGCCGAGCGACGCCGCCCCCGUAGGGCCACCCGACCCCAUCGCCCAGACGCCCGCCUACCCACCGCCGACGGGACCAGAGCACGGGAGGGAGUUUCGCUCCGACGAGGACGGGGACGGCCCCACCGGGACCGAGGCCGAGGGUGUCGCCUACGCCGAAACCCUCGCCGAGGCCGAGGGUGUCGCCUACGCCGAAACCCUCGCCGAAGCCAAGCGCGCCGCCGACGAGCGACUCCGCGCCGCUCUCGCUGCGUGCCCGCUAUCGGGAAAGGUGAUGAGGAGGGGCGAACACGUCGAGUACCUCACCACACGGGUGUCCCCCCCGGAACGCGCCAGGGCCGGGUGGGCCGAUGACCCGCCGCCAUCGGCCUAUCGACGGGCGGCUGGAGCGGUCAUCCUCGUCCGCAACCCACCGGACCACGCGGCCGCUCCCACAGGCGGCGAGGCCGGCUCCAGCAGCGAUCACGCCGAGGCGGAGGACGGCGCGGAGCUCGACGGCGGGGUGGAGCCGUGGGCCAUCGCCGAGAUGGAGGAGCGGGAGGCGGCGCAGGCGCGACACGGGCAGCAGCAGGCCAGCGGGCGUCGCCGAAACGCGGGGCGCCGGCGGCGCAACACGCAAGACGACGGGGCCUUCUUGCGAGACCUCAUGGCAGGCGCGCCCGAGCCGCCCGAAGGGCAGCACGACGCCACGCCGUUCGCCUCCCUCGACGCGUUCCCGAGCUCCGACGAGAGCAGCGACGACGGCGUGAGGGCCCCCCUCGUAGCGAACGCGAGCCCGGCGAGGAGAGAGGCCAUGAGCGCGUUCGCCGCCACCGGACUCGUCGCCGCCUGCCUCGCGCCGCAGCCGCCAUAG